AUGUGGUGUGCUGUCACCCCAAAUGCAGCGCGUGGUUAUGGGCUGACCGAGCAGCCAAGUCUGUCAGGCGGAUCCCGCGGAGAGGCGGGGGUCCUAGCUGCCAUCCACAAGCACUGGAGCUCCCUUGAUGCGAAACUGCAAGAAGAGCUCACAGCACAAGGUCUGCGAGUGAAGCCGCCACAGAAGGAGGCAGACGAUCUGCAAGAGGCCUGUCGGCAACACCUAGCGUCACUCCCAGAGAGCAUCCAAAAGCUGGUGCAGGAGCCCAAGCAGGAGCUCACGUACGGAGAGGCGGUGUCUGACCUGAGCAAGAAAUUCAAGUUGGAAACCAGCCAGCUCAGGGACCUAGUGCAGCAGUCAAUUACCUUGCAAGAACGCAUCGAUAAGGCAAAGCAGAGCUAUGAAGAACUGCUCCGUAGCAUGCAGGUCCUCACUGAAAAGUUGCAGACCAAGCAAGCUGAGGUAGAGGCCUUACAGAAGCAGCUGCAGAGCAAGCUCAGUGAGUCAGAUGUGCCGCCAGCUAAGCCGGAGGAGGUGCAAACGUUUGAUGCAUUCUUUGCGGCGCUGGAGAAGGCUGGACUCCAGCUGGAUGAAGCGCAGCGCAACAAGGUCAAGGAGCAUCUUGUUGAGCCGCCACUCCUCGGAGUACAGGUGAAAAAGCGUCGUCUGGAAGAGGGCACAGGUGAGGAGCCUGGCGAAAGCAUGCAGCAGGGGUUUUCAAUGCCAUUACGCGUGGAUCAGCUGGCCAUUUUGCGAGCUCUACCGGAGCAGAGGUCUGUGGAUGGGGAGUGGCAAAUGCCAAGACGUUUUGCGAAACCGAGGGAGGCUUGCUUUGAUUGUUGCACACUGUCCGGCCCUCAAUUCUUCAACUUAGCGGCUGCCGAUGCAGAAGUGGAGCACGUGGCUGUGUCAGGGGAGGCAGUUGCGGGGGACAGCGAGGGGGAUUGGACCAGUGAGGGGGAUCAGCAGGCGCCCGUGGGGGGUUUUGUAACCGUGACUUUUGGGCGGGGCUUUUCUAGUCCUCGUGGGGAGCGUUUUGAGCCGACUCGUUCUGGGAUGCCCUGUGAGCCAGGACAGUUCAAGGGGGGCCAGCAGGGGUCACAGGAGCGGGUUGAGGACCUGAGCAGUCAUGAGGCACCGAAAGCCCGUGACAGUGUACAGCAUGUCGAAGCCACGGUGUCUCAGCAACAGGUUCAGUGCGAAGUUUUUGAACAGCGGGGCAAGCACGAGCCGGGUGCAGAGGAGGUACUGGUUGCACAGCAGGAGGAAGUAGUGCCGCUGAUCAGUCCUGAGGUUGUUAUCGUUGAGGCAAGCCCUGAGGAUAAACCCAGUGGUGACAGUGCACAAGAACAGGAGGCUAGCCGACUUUGUGAGGACAUCAGUGUGCUUUUGCUGCCUCUAAAGCCGGGGGUGGCGGUGCCAGCAGAGGUCGAGCGGAAACUGGUUGUUUUGAUUGAGCGGGGCACUGUUGAAGCUCUGCAGUGGAAGCUCAUAGGUGCCGGUUAUGAGGCCAUCGGUGUCCAGGCCCAGGGCCUUGCUUACACCCUGAUCAGUCUCUAUCUCAAAGAUACGGAAGGCCCGACGGGGCCGCGAAAUGCGCAGAUCCUUGCAAGCUUGGUGGCAUAUGUGCGUGAGUUGCCGGAGCCUUGGAUCAUAGGCCGUUUGAUCACCGCUGGAGAAAUCACAUGUACCCAAGGUGAGGGCAAUGAACUUGAUUUUGUCUUGGUUAGCCGUUGCAUUGAAGCAGCCGUCACCUUGACAGUCGAUUGGCAGGUGCCGUGGAAACCACAUGCAGCAUUGAAGCUGAUUGUGGCAGGCGCUGGUGUGGCAGACCCUCGAUGGAGACUGCCACAGUUCGCUAAACUGUCAGGAGAUGUCUCGGAGAGGGAUUGGCCAGAGGUUGGCGCAGUCACACCACACAUCAUGGGACAGGUCGGGCAGGAUGGAGUCUCAAGUGCAUUGGCCAGGUGGGCCAAAGCCAUGGAGGUGUGUCGAGGUGAUCCGCAGGGUCGAGGCUAUCAGGUGGACAAAGUCUGGGGAACAGUGCAAGAGACGCGGUUUGUGCAGGCCAGCACGGCAACUGCUGCAGGAUGGUGGAGUCGCAUGCGGAGGUGCAUCAUCACACUCCAAGGCCAGCUUAGCCGCAACACGUGGGAACAGGUGCAAGGUAAUGCCGAAGCAGCCGACGCUUUCCUGCAAAGGGCGGUGGGCAG
Molecule: messenger RNA, 2213 nt
Organism: Symbiodinium necroappetens
Lineage: Eukaryota; Dinophyceae; Suessiales; Symbiodiniaceae
Source: the annotation of a GenBank genome assembly